Messenger RNA from Alosa sapidissima (American shad), 3338 nucleotides. Its product is annotated as protein-glutamine gamma-glutamyltransferase 6-like. Gene Ontology annotation, molecular function: protein-glutamine gamma-glutamyltransferase activity. Lineage: Eukaryota; Metazoa; Chordata; Actinopteri; Clupeiformes; Clupeidae. The coding region runs from base 143 to 2374 and encodes 743 amino acids. The record is from RefSeq and is a predicted model, not a curated record. Gene Ontology annotation, biological process: peptide cross-linking. The transcript has 13 exons.
CGCACACACGCACACACAGUUUAAACACACACACACAGUUUAAAAACACACACAUUCUCUCCCCCAGAUCCACUCUCUCUCAGACUGCUCACUGAGCUACAUCACGCGGAGAAAAGAACACACACGACUCUCAACCGCAAAAAUGCCACUGAAGAUAAGGAAGGUCAAGCUCCACAAGUGGAGGAACAACAAGGAGCACCAUACGCGUGACAUCAGUCUCAAACGUUUGCUGGUGCGUCGCGGCCAGAGCUUCCUGCUCACUAUCAAAACCCGGCAGCAGUUCCAACCGGACUCCGACAUCCUCCUGUUCACCGUGGAGACAGGACCCCAGGCAUCAGAGGCAAAGGGCACGCGCUGUGUGUUUGGCUACCCGAAGCUAACAGACGGAAAGUGGACAGCGCAGGUUCAGAAGAGCAACCGAAAAUCCACGACCUUCGCCAUAAGCAGUCCAGCCGAUGCCAGUGUGGGCUCCUACAACCUGUCUAUGAGGGUAGGGUCACAGGAUGCCCAGCCACGAAUCACCACCAGCCUGGUGCUCCUCUUCAACCCCUGGUGUGCAGAGGACUGGGUGCACCUCCCACAGGAAGCAGAGAGGCAGGAGUACGUGAUGAGUGAACAGGGCCUCAUCUACAGAGGAUCUGAUAGCUACAUCAGCCCCAUGGCCUGGGACUUUGGACAGUUUGAGGAGGAUAUGGUGGACAUCUGCCUAAAGCUGCUGGACAUGAACCCCAAGUGUCUGAAGGACGCUGUGGAGGACUUCUCUGCCCGCUGCAACGCCAUCUACGUAGGGAGGGUGGUCAGUGCUAUGAUCAAUGCUAAUGAUGACCGCGGCGUCCUGGCGGGUCGCUGGCAAACGCCGUACUCUGGCGGAGUGGCCCCCACCCACUGGAACGGCAGCGUGGACAUCCUGCGGCAGUGGUACAAGACCUCCUGCUCCCCCGUCAAGUACGGCCAGUGCUGGGUGUUUGCUGGGGUCAUGUGCACAGUUAUGAGGUGUUUGGGAAUCCCAUGCCGUGUGGUCAGCAACUUCCAGUCUGCGCACGACACCGAUAAAAACCUGAUUAUCGAUGAGUACUACUCCGAAGAUGGGGAGAGCCUAGCUAAGGAGAGCCACGACAGUGUGUGGAACUUCCACGUGUGGGUAGAGGGAUGGAUGAAGCGUCCAGAUCUCGCUGCAGGGUCUACAUAUGAUGGCUGGCAGGUGCUGGACCCCACCCCACAGGAGAAGAGUACAGGAGUGUACUGCUGCGGUCCAUCCUCUGUGAAGGCUGUUUUGGAGGGACACACUGACCUGAAGUACGACGUGCCGUUCGUCUUCGCUGAAGUCAACGCUGAUCAGGUCUACUGGAUGCUCAUGAAAGACGGCUCAAAGCGGAAGCUGCACACGGACACUUCACAGAUUGGCCGCAACAUCAGCACCAAAGCUGUGGGCGAAGACAAACGAGACGACAUCACAGUCAACUACAAAUACCCAGAGGGCUCUAAGAAGGAACGUCAGGUGUUUGAGGAAGCCGUGCGGAGAGGAAACAAGACCAAGCCCCGUCCAGAGAAGCCGGACAAGCCAGAGCCGGCCGCAAUGACGCUGAAGAUCACGGAGGAGAGCCAGGCGGUCAUGGGGCAGGACAUCGUGCUGUGUCUGGUCCUACGCAGCGAGCAGGCGACCUCGCGGAAGCUCAGCGUCCAGCUCAACGCCCAGGCCAUGAGGUACACAGGUGUGCCAGACAGCCAGGUGUGGCACGAGGAGAAGGACGUCGUGAUUCAGCCCAAAAAGGAUGUUAAGGUUUCUAUCCGGAUCCCGUUCUCUUCGUACGGGACCAAAAUGCUGGACAACAACAGUCUGAAGGUGUCUGCAGUGGUGCAGGACAAGCAACACCCAGGAGACGGCUACCUAGCUGAGAAGAACAUCGUGCUGAAGGAGCCCUCACUCACCAUCCAGGCCCCCAGCACGUGUGAGCAGUGGGUUAAAGGGACAGCGGAGAUCACCUUCCACAACCCAGUGCCCAGCACACUCAAAGACGGGGUCUUCACAAUAUCAGGCAGUGGGCUGUUACAUACUUCUGUGGUGCUCAGAGUUGCUGAGGUGGUGCAUGACCAACGCGUGCGUCUUCAGAUCCCUUUCGUGCCCUACCGAGCCGGCUCCAAGAAGCUGGUGGUCAAUUUUGACUGCUGUACCUUCAGGGACAUCAAGGCCAGCUGCAACGUGGAGGUCAACCCCACCCAGGAACCAGAUGAACCAUCAGAUAACGGUCUCGUCAACGACUUUGGUUUUUUUAAUGCUUCACACAACACACACAUGCACACGCACUUCGGCACACAUACAUACACACACUCAUCAUUCACAUACACUCACUCACACACUCGCAUCGUCCUCUAGUUGAUUCUUGAGAAAUUGGACAAAAUAUGUUGAGCAGUUGUGAAUUAGGUUACUGAAUUAGGUUAAACAACAUAUGUUAUAUAGUUAAAUAACAUAUUUUUAAUUGCAAAUGUUAUUAAGGAUUAACAAUUCCCUAUUACUAAAUGAGUGUGUCCAGAGAGGGGUUCAGUCAUUCCUAAUAAAAUGUGUUCAAAUGUUUUUACUAUUGAAAGCAUCAUGAGAAGGAACAUUACAAAUGUCUAAUAUGACCAAGACUGUUUCCAAAUGACGUGUUUUUAGAUGGUUUCACAGUUAUAUUUUUGUCAACUGCAUCAGACAUUUCAUUAAAAUGAAAUAAAGGUUGGCCAGCUGUCACACAGAUUUCACCUCAGCAGAAUACAUCAAUUUGAUUUCGUAGGAAAUUAUUUAGAUUUUUAAGGCAUAUUUUUCUUGUUAAAGGAGAAUUAAAAAAAUACAGAAAAUAAAUUCAAACAAUUGGUUCUACCUAGUUCGAGUUGCUGCAGCCAACAGCUAGAGCUACCAGGCAGCUACAGUGCUACACUCCAGGGGCAUGUUCAUGAGCCCCCAUGUUCAUGCCCCAGAAUGUACUGUAGCACUAUAGCAGCUAGCAUAAAGGUAAAAAUCUGGUAAAUCUGAUAAAUAUUUAAUUUGACAUGGCAUUAAGUAUACUUUUUUAAAAUUUAGCAUUUUGUUUGUCCUGUUUCUGAAGAAACAAUGGUUAAGCAAUGCCGAUAGCUGAUAAGUGUUUAAAGGCACUAUGAGGAAUUCUCUUUGAGGAAUAGGCUUUGAAUUGUCACUUGGUUUGACGCAUAUUUGCUUUGAUUUCAAAUCCAGGCCCUAAGAUGAAACACGUCUGUGCAAUAAACACGUUUGUAUGCAAAGUGCGGCCUUUUUCUUCUUUGAUGUUUCAAAUCAUUGUGUGCCAUGCGGUUAUGUUCUAAUAAACAAACUCCGACAGACACGA